Molecule: messenger RNA, 1221 nt
Organism: Impatiens glandulifera
Lineage: Eukaryota; Viridiplantae; Streptophyta; Magnoliopsida; Ericales; Balsaminaceae
Product: zinc finger MYM-type protein 1-like
Exons: 1
Coding region: 1-1221 (406 amino acids)
Source: RefSeq, a predicted model, not a curated record
AUGGGACCAUAUCAACCUAUGUUGUCGGAGUAUCCGAGAUCUGAAUUUGGAAAACAACAACGUCGAUUUCAAUACUCUUGGUUUAAAAAGUUCCCAUGGUUGGAGUACUCUCCUUCGAAGGAUGCUGUAUUUUGUUUUCCAUGUUAUCUCUUUGAAUCAGGUAAAUCCCAGCAAUCUGCAUUUACAGUUGAAGGUUUCAAAAGUUGGAAACAUGUUAAUGAUGGAGGUAAGUGUGCCUUUUUGUCUCACGAGGGUGGUUCUAACUCAGUGCACAAUACAUCUUCAAAUUUGGUUGUUGAUUUGAUGAAUGUAACUCGACAUAUAGAUAAAGUUAUGAAUCGAGAAUCUUCUGAACAAAUUCAAAAGAAUCGAUUAAGGCUUACAGCAACAAUUGAGAGUGUUCGUUGGCUAAGUUUGCAAGCAUGUGCGUUAAGAGGUCAUGAUGAAUCUUUAGAUUCCCAAAAUCGAGGUAAUUUUAUUGAGAUGUUAAAGCUCUUGGGAAAAUGGAAUGAUAGUAUUGCUAAUGUUAUCUUAGAGAAAGCUCCAGGAAAUGCAAAAUAUACGUCACCCGAAGUUCAAAAGGAAAUCCUACAUAUUAUUGGUAACAGGGUCAGAAAUAAAAUACGUGAUGAAAUUGGAGAUUCCAAAUUUUGUAUUUUGGUGGAUGAAGCGAAGGAUAUAUCUAACAAGGAACAAAUGGCUAUAAUUUUUAGAUUUGUAGAUGUUAAUGGUGUUUUGCGGGAACGUUUUUUCCAAAUUGUGCAUGUUAAUGAUACAACAGCUGCAACACUCAAGAAAGAAAUAUGUAAUGUCCUCACUAGAUAUAAUCUAGAAAUUAAUAAUAUGCGAGGUCAGGGAUAUGAUGGUGCUAGCAAUAUGAGUGGUAUUUUUAAUGGUUUGCAAGCUCUAUUUCUUAAAGAUUGCCCUUAUGCGUAUUAUGUGCAUUGCUUUGCCCAUCGACUACAACUAGCAUUAGUUACUGCUGCUGAAAAGGAGAUCUCUAUAUGGCUUUUCUUUUCGAAUCUAACGACUAUUAUCAAUCUUAUGACAUCUUCAAAACGUAAUACCGAGUUACAGUCAGCUCAAGCUAAUGAAAUUGCUCGUUCUAUUGCUGAUGGUGAACGUGAGCUUGGACGAGGAGCUAACCAGAUUGGUAAUUUACAACGACCAGGAACUACUCAGAAGCUCUCCCUUGAUCGGAAAAUCUCAAAACUACCAUGA